Molecule: messenger RNA, 1082 nt
Organism: Chelonoidis abingdonii (Abingdon island giant tortoise)
Lineage: Eukaryota; Metazoa; Chordata; Testudines; Testudinidae
Source: RefSeq, a predicted model, not a curated record
AUGGGGCAGAGCCACUCUGAGGACCAGCAGGCUGUGGGGGGCACAGGGCUGGAGGAGGAGAUACACAGGCGUGAGGAUGCAGAGAACAACCUGGUGCUGUUCCGGAAGGAUGUGGAUGACGCCACCCUCUCCCGCCUGGAGCUGGAACGCAAGAUCGAGUCGCUGAUGGACGAGAUCGAGUUCCUGAAGAAGCUGCACGAGGAGGAGCUGCGUGACCUGCAGGUGAGCGUUCAAAGCCAGCAGGUGCAGGUGGAGAUGGAGACGGUCAAGCCGGACCUGACGGCCGCGCUGCGUGACAUCCGCACCCAGUACGAGAGCAUCGCGGUGAAGAACCUGCAGGAGUCCGAGGAGUGGUACAAGUCCAAGUUUGCUGACCUGUCGGAUGCGGCCAACCGGAACCAUGAGGCACUGCGCCAGGCCAAGCAGGAGAUGAACGAGUCCCGGAGGCAGAUCCAGAGCCUGACCUGCGAGGUGGACGGGCUGAAGGGAACUAAUGAGGCGCUGCUGCGCCAGAUGCGGCAGCUGGAGGACCAGUAUGGGGUGGAGAUCGGCAGCUACCAGGACACGGUGGGGCGGCUGGAGCAGGAGAUCCAGCACCUGAAGGAGGAGAUGGCGCGGCACCUGCGUGAGUACCAGGACCUGCUCAAUGUGAAGAUGGCGCUGGACAUUGAGAUUGCCACCUACCGCAAGCUGCUGGAGGGCGAGGAGAACAGGAUCACGAUCCCCAUCCACUCGCUGGCCUCCCUCAGCAUGAAAACGUCAGUGCCUGAGCCGGAGCAGACCAUGGAGAGCCAUACCAGGAAAAUGGUUCUGAUCAAAACCAUUGAGACCCGGAAUGGAGAGGUGGUGACUGAGUCGAGAAAGGAGCAGAGAAGUGAGCUGGACAAGUGAUGCAGGCGCCAGGCCUCUGCCCUGGACCCAGCCGAUGGCGUGAAACUGCGAGACCCCUGCUGCAGCCCCCCACCUGCUCCCAGCCAGACUGGCCUUAUUACUUCUGAUACCUCUGCCACCCUGCCCAGCCCUCGUGCACCCGGAGCGGGGAGCUCAGCCAUACCCACUCACAGCCCAGGGCAGGGGCUCCC